Gossypium raimondii (Peruvian cotton) is the source of this 1360-nucleotide messenger RNA. Its product is annotated as cyclin-dependent kinase inhibitor 5. Gene Ontology annotation, cellular component: nucleus. Gene Ontology annotation, biological process: negative regulation of cyclin-dependent protein serine/threonine kinase activity. Bases 145 to 894 code for a protein of 249 amino acids. The record is from RefSeq and is a predicted model, not a curated record. The transcript has 3 exons. Lineage: Eukaryota; Viridiplantae; Streptophyta; Magnoliopsida; Malvales; Malvaceae. Gene Ontology annotation, molecular function: cyclin-dependent protein serine/threonine kinase inhibitor activity.
UCCUUUUUUUCUCCUAAACAAACAAUUCUUUUAUUUUCCUUUCCAUUCGUUUCUUCUCAUUCCCCUCUCUUUCUCAUGAGACUCUGAAAGCUUCCUUUCUUCCGAAACCCAAAACCCAAUACCCUUUUCAAAUUCAAACCCAAAAUGGGAAAGUACAUUAGGAAGGCCAAAUCGACAAUGGAAGUUGCCGUAAUGGACGUCUCGCAGUCUUCCUUUGGAGUUCGAACCAGGGCCAAAACCCUUGCGCUUCAACGCCUACAGAAAUCCUCCACUUCUCCGGAAACGGCCGGUGCAUCUCCGACUCCUGAUUUCAGUGACGACUCGUAUCUCCAACUCCGAAGUCGGCGGCUAGAAAAGCCGCCGGUUGUAUUGCGUCACCAUGAUUCGAAGAGGCUAAAGCAGCAGGGUAUUAAGGACGGCUGUGGGGAAAACCCUAGCCCUAAUUCGAAUUUUCGGGUUCGAUUGGGUAAGGAUGAUGGCGUUGAAAGAGAAGAAUUUGUGCAAGAGACUAUUGGGAAUGAUAAUAUUAUUAACAUUGUUAAUAACAAUGAGAGCGAGGAUUUUGGUGGUAUUGAAGCUUCCUUAGGAGAAAAUCUUUCGGACAUUGAAGCGAGAGAAAGGGGCUAUAGAGAAUCAACUCCUUGCAACUUGAUAAGGGACCCAGAGGGUAUAAGAACCCCUGGUUCUACUACUAGGCCUACCAGCUCAGCAGAGACUAAUCAGAGAGUACAUAAUUCAGUGCGAGGACAUAUCCCGACAGCACAUGAAAUGGAUGAAUUCUUUUCCAUUGCAGAAGAAGAGCAGCAAAGACAAUUCAUUGAGAAGUACAACUUUGACCCCGUGAAGGAUAAGCCACUCCCUGGACCAUAUGAAUGGGAGAAACUGAACCGAUAGACAACAUUCUUGAUACAUUGGGACUUUUUUUCCUGCCAAUUCUUACUUGAUCUCAAAGUUUAGGUACUCUCAACUAGCAGGAAUUAGUCUUUAGCUGUAAAGGUGCUGGUGUUAAUUUCCAUUUUCCAUUAUCAUUAAUUCACUUUGUAAAGAAAGAAUUAAGACUUAAAAUGAAAAAAAAAAUUGUAGACUAAUGGUCUGUAACAUAACAUAGGUAAUGAGUUACUCAAAAAUUACAAAUCAAGUCCUUUGUCUAACAGAUCAUCUGGGAAGAAGGGAAGGGAAUGAAGGCUUAGAUUUAGAGAAUUUAGGAAGUGUAGGUUCAGUCAAUUGGGUCAGUUGAUGUGGUAUAGAAUGUCUUUCUUUUUUUCUUUUGUACUGUAUUUUCCUUGUUUGUCCAUACUUGUAGUGAUGGAACUUUGAAAAGCUUUUUGGAAUAAACAUGAUCCCUUACCUUCUCUUUUUC